Rattus norvegicus (Norway rat) is the source of this 2246-nucleotide messenger RNA. NCBI's taxonomy places the organism in Eukaryota, Metazoa, Chordata, Mammalia, Rodentia, Muridae. The record is from RefSeq and is a predicted model, not a curated record.
UGGCAGAGUACAGUUGGUAAGAGCAUUUGCUGCUCCUUUUCUCAGUGCCUACUGUCAGGAGGUUCUAAAUGGCCAAUUGCAUGGAAUACAAGCCCUCUUCUAGGCUCUAGGGACACCCACAUACGUACAAAAUUAAAACUUUCUCACACCGCCAUAGUAGUCCAGGGUGCUAUCAUCUGAGAAAAUUUAAAGCUGACUUAAUAAGAAUCACGUGCAAAAGUCAAAAAUCAGCUCAUGCUGAUUAGAAUUCAUGCGACCUAAACACUGUGAUGCACUCUUUUAAUCCCAACACUUGGGAGGCAGAGGCAGGCAAAUCUCUGAGUUUGAGGCCAGCCUGGUCUACAGAGUAAGUUCCUAGCCAGGGCUAGUGAAACCUGUCUCAAAAAUCAGAACAAAAAAGAACUAGUGUGAUGUAUUUUCAAUGUGUGGAGAAACGCUGGGGAAAACAGGAGAGAAUUAUGCUGGGUGGAGCGAUGCACAGCUAGGUGAGUUCUCCAGAAGGACAAAGGGGUCAAAGUACUUUGCGACAAGAAGGAAGAAAUCCUAACUUGAAGAAGCAGAAUCCGCCACAAGUUCUUUCAGGAACUUCAGGCCCUGGGGCGACAUCCGGGACAGGACCUAGGUAGUCGGUUUGCUGGAGCAGCCGGAACCCUCGCAACGCGUCCUGCUAGUUUCCAGUCGGCCAGGAAAAAAAAAAUCAAGUUCCGGCUGCUCCGGAAGUUAUGGAGUCGUUUCCGGGGCGGUCGGAGGAGGAGUAGGACUCCGAUGGGUCGAAGUCGUAGCCGCUCCCCGCGCAGGGAACGUAGGCGAUCCCGGUCCACAUCUCGGGAUCGAGAAAGAAGACGCCGAGAAAGGUCCAGGUCCAGGGAGAGAGAUCGCAGACGGAGCCGCUCAAGAUCCCCACACCGAAGACGCUCCAGGUCUCCAAGGCGACAUAGAUCCACAUCUCCCUCCCCUUCUCGGCUGAAAGAAAGAAGAGAUGAGGAGAAGAAAGAAACUAAAGAAGUAAAGAACAAAGAACGUCAGAUUACUGAGGAAGAUCUGGAGGGUAAAACGGAGGAGGAAAUAGAAAUGAUGAAAUUAAUGGGAUUUGCCUCUUUUGACUCCACAAAGGGAAAGAAGGUAGACGGCUCUGUAAAUGCCUAUGCCAUCAACGUGUCUCAGAAGAGGAAAUACAGGUAUGCACGUUCCAGGCCACGUGUGCUUAUGCUUGGAAAAGAGAGUUAUUACAGGAUUAUUGUGUUUAGGAAUGUUUUCCACAGUUUGCACAUGUGUGCUUGCUACCUCACUUGCGUACCCCCCACACCUCAUCUUUUGAGCCAUAGACGAAGAUAAACAUGACCCAGUCCUCGGGCCUCUGCCGCCCAAAUGUUGGGAUCACAAUUAUCCAUCCGCCAAGAUUGGCUCUAUGAGGUGUACUGUCUUUGUUGUCUGCCUUCUGAUGUAUCACAGUGUCCUUCAGUUUACAUGUUAGCAAACGAGCUCUGCCCAUUAUGCCAUGGGGUGGGCUCUCUGCACGGGAAGCUCAUAGUUCUGGCUGGACUGGUCAGUGAGCUCUUCUCCAACUGCUGGGGUUAUAGGCUAGGCAGUCAUGUCCAGUCUUUUACAACUCUCAUGCUUGGAAGGCCGCUCUUACCCACUGAACCAUCUCCUUGGCCCUGCUUUUGAGAACAGGGUCUCUAUGUAUUCCAGGCUGAGCUUGAACUCAAAAUCCUUGCACCUCCACCACUGCAAUACCAAUGAUUCUAGACACACACCAUCACACAACAGAUAAAAUAUUGCCAUUUGAAAGAUGCUGUGAGUUUGAAUUCUUGAAAUAUGUUUUUAUUAUACUUUUAAAAUGAGUCCAAAAUUUAAAAAAUACUUUUCUCUUUUUAUCGUAGGCAGUACAUGAAUCGAAAAGGCGGAUUCAACAGACCUCUGGAUUUUAUUGCAUGAGCCUAGAGGUGUUGGAUGGAUGAUUUUCCACCCCUCGUCUGGGUCAGAGAGUAUUUUAUAUUUUGUAUUUAAUACACAUCAAAACAGGAUCUUGAUUUUUCCUUCUUAUAAAGUAAGAAAGUCUUAUUUAUGACACUCACCUUACUUACUUUUCAAGGCAGUGUCCCUGGGGUGGCCACCAGCCCAUUUGUCUGUCCUUGUUCCUUUGAAACUAUGUGUGCUUUCUUCUUGGAUGCUUGCUAGGUAUUCUUAAAAACUGAAAGUAAAUUACAUGUUUCCCCAAUAAAACAAUGUUUCUACCCAUUUUA